GCAAUCAGUUUUCAUUUGAGUUUCAUUGAAAUAAUACGUAUUUUUGUAAUAAUUAAACAAAGAAAAUGUCUACGAAAACUGCCAUGAUAUGCACAAAAUGCAAAGAAGUUUUAAACAGUGAAGAUGAUAUUUUUGGUACAAGUUGUGGACAUUUGUAUCAUUUCCUUUGUCUGCGUGAAUGCCACGGCCGAUCAACGAACUGUUCACAUUGUGAGUCAUACAAGCCAUGUAUGUUUAAAAUGUUUUUGGAAUUUGGUGAAGCGAUAAACUGGAAGGAUCAAACAAAAACAAUUGAACUUCAUAACAAACUGGAAGAAAGUAAACAGGAAUUAAUUAAUCUUGAGGAAAAAUACAAGUACUCACAAGUGGCGGUGCAAAAACUUGAGGGAAAACUAAAAAAACAUAAUGACGCACUGAAAAGUAAAGAUAUCACAAUGGCAGAUUUAGAGGAACGCAUAACAACUUUAGAAGAAUUAAAUAGUGUUCUGUCUGCCCAAUUAGAAAUGAAGACAACGAAUAAUGAUAAUACUAAUAAUAUAAAAGAAUCGGUAGUGCAAAACCGAAUAAAAAAGUUACAGAAUUUAUCGGAAAAGUCGGAGCAAGAAAUUGCAAAAAAUUCUAAAAUGUCAAUAGAAAAUAUGAAAUUAAAAGCAUUUCUAAAUGUAGCAAAUAAUGAAAUUGGCAUGGAUGCAAUAAAUCUGGCAGAACUUAUGUUUGACAGUAAUCAAACUGAAAACACUGAUCAAUCAAAAGAAAACGGUAAUCAUAUUGAAGAAAUUGUUUCUCAUACAGAAACAAUUUCGAAACCAAUCAAUCAAUGCAGUGGGUUCACAAAUACUCCAGAAAACUCUAAACAAUCGGCAUCAAGUAGCCCUGAAAAUACAAAUGAUUCCCAUACCGUUGUAAUUCGCAAUUAUCUUAUCCAAGAUUUAAAAAAUCCUUUAGAAAGUGUUGUCAUCGAUAUAGCCUCCCGCAUGGAUAUGAAUUUAUGUACUUCAGAUAUACUCAGAGUGAUUAAAAUUAAGAAAAAUUUGAAAUCAGUUUCCCUAAUUGUAGUAUUUAAAAACUCAGAAUCUCGCCAAAAGUUUCUUAAGAAUAAAAAUCGUUUGAAAAAAAAUAAAUGUACAAAAUAUUUAGAAAUAUCUGCAAGUACAAAAUGAAAAUACAUACAGUGAAUCAAUUAAGUAAUUUACCUAUGUAAAAUUUCAAAAAUUUUAAGAAAAAUCUUAAUCUGAACAAUUAUUUUUAGCAAAAUUAAGCGUUUUUUAAUAAUAUCUUUUGAAUUAUCGUAAUUUAACGAGAUUUUUCAUAAAAUGUAAACAUAUUGUUAAAUUUUCUAAUAUUUCUAUAUUAUUUAAUAAAAUUUAAUACUUAUAUUACAUUUGAAAUAUGAGUUUUAAGAUAUUUUUGUACUGAUACAACUAUGGAGGUAUAAAUGUCUUGAUUUGGGUUCUAGUGUAUGUACUAGCUUAAAAAUAUAGCUAUUAAAGGACCUUAGGUAAUGAUAACUACAACUGUUUAAAAACUUUACAGUUUAUACGAUAUGGGCAAUGAUAAUUUAAAACUGCCCAUUAAAGCGAUAUCAAUCACUUUGUAAUUCCCACUACAAUUGGAUCUUCGCACCGGAACGACCCGAGUCAUAAUCGGUCAAAGAUUGUCAAUCCAGCUACAGCUUUAUCAACCGAGAUUUUUCCCCUGGGAAAGAACUAUCGGCCACAGUCGAAUUGUUACAACAACAACAACUUUGUAAUUAAGUUAAUGUCAAGAUUUGCUUAGUGAACUCUCCAUUGUAUACUGUCCAAUAGUUAUUUGCGAUUACGUGGAAUUCAGUGAUUAUAUAUUAUCGAUUAAAUCAUUUCAGUUAGGGUACGGAUUUCGGAAGCUUGUGAUAUCUGUAUAUAGAAGAUAUUAAUAAGUAUAUUUCGAUUUCUGCGUUUACAAUGUAGAUCACCAUGUCGGUUAUAUUUCUUAGAGCAAAAGAUGACUUUACAUGGGAGCUUACGGACAUUGUGGUCCAAUUUACAGAAUUAUUUAUAUACAAAACUUAUUCGAGUCAGAUUAUAUCAAUAUACUGUAUACUGAAGUUUUGUUCCGAUAUAGUUAUUAGUAAAUGAAUUAUGAUCGUUUUAUUGAUUAUUCUCUAUUUAUAAGCAAAAAAGUCAUAAUAGAGAUAUAUUCGAGUCAAUAGAUAUCAAAACUACAAAUAAUGAAACAACAAAAGCUAAUUCCAUAAACAAAGUGCUUUACUGGAAAUAAAUUAUAAAUAACUGAUAAUUAGUUUUUUAUUGACACAAUUACAGAUACAUUUUAAAAUCAAUAUUGCAAAAUUUGUAUUAAUAUUUUUUUAAAUUAAGAUUGAAGAGCAUUUUGAGUUUAAACUUGUACCCACAAAUGUAAGAUAAGAGUUUAUUAUAUGAAUGAAACAAACAAUUUAUAAAUAAAAAGUAUAAAAAAUA
This is a messenger RNA of Lucilia cuprina (Australian sheep blowfly), 2456 nucleotides long. RefSeq lists its product as uncharacterized. NCBI's taxonomy places the organism in Eukaryota, Metazoa, Arthropoda, Insecta, Diptera, Calliphoridae. The record is from RefSeq and is a predicted model, not a curated record. The transcript is spliced from 2 exons. The coding region runs from base 66 to 1160 and encodes 364 amino acids.